AUGACUUUCCAAGACAUUCCAAUUGCUGACCUGACCCAUCUACACUUCUCUUUCGGUUAUGUCACCCCUGAGAGUUUUGAGAUCGCACCAAUGGAUGAUCUGGAUAUGGAUUUGUUCACCGAGAUGGCGAAACUCAAAGACGACAAUGCUGGUCUGAAGGUUAUUGUUGCGCUUGGAGGCUGGACCUUUAACGACAACAACACGGCCACGCAGCCGGUCUUUCAUGAUAUUGUGUCAUCGGCGUCCGCGAGAGGGACUUUCAUCACCAAUCUUCUGAACUUCCUGCAGGAAUAUGGAUAUGACGGUGUCGAUUUUGAUUGGGGUGAGUCUUGA
This is a messenger RNA of Aureobasidium uvarum, 333 nucleotides long. Lineage: Eukaryota; Fungi; Ascomycota; Dothideomycetes; Dothideales; Saccotheciaceae. The record is from the annotation of a GenBank genome assembly.